Molecule: messenger RNA, 1323 nt
Organism: Capronia epimyces CBS 606.96
Lineage: Eukaryota; Fungi; Ascomycota; Eurotiomycetes; Chaetothyriales; Herpotrichiellaceae
Product: mannose-1-phosphate guanylyltransferase
Exons: 3
Coding region: 1-1323 (440 amino acids)
Biological process (GO): biosynthetic process
Cellular component (GO): cytoplasm
Molecular function (GO): transferase activity
Source: RefSeq, a predicted model, not a curated record
AUGCUGAAAGUCCCCUCACGUAACAAGCCCACUGGUGCCAACGGGAUCACCAAAGCGGUUAUCUUGGUCGGAGGCCCAUCACGAGGCACUCGAUUUAGACCACUCAGUCUUGAUGUACCUAAGCCUCUCUUCGAUGUUGCCGGCCAUCCAAUCAUCUGGCACUGUCUGAAGGCCGUGUCCAAGGUCCCUGACAUCAAAGAAGUCAUCCUCAUUGGCUACUACGACGAGAGCGUCUUCCGUGACUUCAUCAAAGACUCCUCGAGAGAGUUCCCUCAGAUCAAGGUCCAGUACCUGCGAGAGUACCAGGCCCUGGGCACUGCUGGCGGUCUCUAUCACUUCCGAGAUGCCAUUCUCAAGGGCAAGCCUGACAGGUUCUUCGUGCUCAACUCGGACGUCUGCUGCUCCUUUCCCCUCGAGGCCAUGCUCCAGCUCUUCGAAGAGAAGGAUGCCGAUGCUAUCAUCCUGGGUACUAGAGUUAGUAAUGAGGCGGCUACUAACUUUGGUUGUAUCGUGUCCGAUUCCCACUCGAAACGCGUCUUGCACUACGUCGAGAAGCCCGAAGGCCAUAUCUCCAACUUGAUCAAUUGCGGCGUCUACCUCUUUGCCACGGAAUGCAUCUUCCCAUCCAUCAGAAGUGCCAUCAAGCGCAAGACCGAGAGGCCACGAGUGAUUUCUUAUCCUUCCUCGGAGAACCUCGAGUCGUCGUUCGUGGCCGACUUCGAUGAGGACGGAGAAAAGAACGAGGUGCUGCGCCUUGAACAAGACAUCUUGUCUGAUCUUGCCGACAGCAACCGCUUUUACGUCCAUGAGACCAAGGACUUCUGGCGCCAGAUCAAGACUGCAGGCUCCGCUGUCCCAGCCAAUGCCCUGUACUUGCAAAAGGCAUUUCAAUCUCAGUCGGAGGAAAUCGCCAAACCAUCCGCCACCAUCCUCCCACCAGUGUUCAUCCACCCUACAGCCACGGUCGACCCUACCGCCAAGUUGGGCCCGAAUGUGUCCAUCGGGCCGAAAGCCAUCAUCGGCGCAGGUGUGCGUGUCAAGGAAGCCAUCGUUCUUGAGGAGGCAGAGAUUAAGCAUGACGCCUGCGUCCUCUACGCAAUCAUCGGCUGGAACAGUCGUGUCGGAGCUUGGGCCAGAGUUGAAGGUACCCCAACUCCUGUCGGCAGCCACACCACCAGCAUCAUCAAGAACGGCGUCAAGGUCCAGAGCAUCACCAUUCUUGGUAAAGAAUGCGUCGUAGGUGAUGAGGUGAGGGUCCAGAACUGUAUCUGCCUGCCCUACAAAGAAUUGAAGCGCGAUGUUUCCAACGAGGUCAUUAUGUGA